Acanthaster planci (crown-of-thorns starfish) is the source of this 2063-nucleotide messenger RNA. RefSeq names its product cytosolic thiouridylase subunit 1 (gene ctu1). Gene Ontology annotation, biological process: tRNA wobble position uridine thiolation. Gene Ontology annotation, molecular function: tRNA binding. Lineage: Eukaryota; Metazoa; Echinodermata; Asteroidea; Valvatida; Acanthasteridae. Gene Ontology annotation, cellular component: cytosolic tRNA wobble base thiouridylase complex; mitochondrion. The record is from RefSeq and is a predicted model, not a curated record.
CAAGGUUGCUUAGAAGUCGCACAGCUGUCUACCGUGUUUCCAACGAUCGUGCAAGUUCAGGUCAUCAAAAUGCCGAUUUCUUGCCGUCUUUGUGGUGGAUCUGCAAUUUUAAAAAGACCCAAAACGGGGGAUGCUCUGUGCAAAGAAUGUUUCUUUGCGGCCUUUGAGGCAGAGAUACACCAGACCAUUGUGGAUACUGAACUGUUCAAGAGAGGCGAGAGGGUUGCUGUUGGUGCUUCCGGCGGAAAAGACUCCACAGUCUUGGCUUACGUCAUGAAGCUCUUGAACGAGAGACAUGACUACGGGCUGGAUAUCGUGCUUCUCUCAGUGGAUGAGGGAAUAACAGGCUACAGAGACGAUUCCCUGGAGACUGUGAAGAGAAAUCAAAUGCAGUAUGACUUGCCACUGAAAAUUGUUUCUUACGAGGAACUGUAUGGCUGGACUAUGGAUGCUAUUGUCAGGCAGAUAGGGCUUAAGAGUAACUGUACAUUCUGCGGUGUCUUCAGACGACAAGCUCUGGACCGCGGUGCUAUACUCGUCAAGGCGGACAAGAUCGUCACAGGGCAUAAUGCCGAUGAUAUUGCGGAAACCGUCAUCAUGAACGUUCUUAGAGGUGAUGUGGCCAGAUUGAGAAGAUGUACAGCAAUAACAACUGGAGCGGAUGGUGCCCUGCCAAGAUGCAAACCAUUCAAAUACACGUACGAGAAAGAAAUAGUCAUGUACGCAUAUUUUAAGAAGUUAGACUACUUCUCCACGGAGUGUAUAUAUUCCCCCAACGCAUACCGAGGCCAUGCCAGAACAUAUCUCAAAGACCUAGAAAAAAUCAGACCUAGUUCAAUCAUAGACAUCAUCCAUUCCGGGGAGAGUUUGUCCAUCAAGAAAGAUGUCAAGAUGCCCACGCAGGGGACGUGCCAUCGCUGCGGUUACAUCUCCAGCCGUCCGCUCUGCAAGGCUUGCGUGCUACUGGAGGGCCUGAACCGAGGCCUGCCCAAACUUGGCAUCGGGAAGGAACACAAAGAGAGAAAGAAGUUAGCAUUGUUUGAGGCACAACGUUUAAAGCAAGAUGAACCAGCAAAGAAUACCAGCGCGUCACUCGAGAAGUCAGCAUCAUCUACAUGUCCGUCAUGUACAUGUAAACCUGGAAUCAGCACAGUCCCUCAAAGCGUAGAUUUUUAAUGGGUAUUCAAAAAAUGUAUUUUUGUAUUGCUUACACCUGUAUUACUCUUAAUACAACAUUGUUGAUGUCAUGUUAUGCAAGUCAAAAGAGGAGCAGUCUUGUCUAGUUUUUAUCGAGGGAAAUAUGGAAGUAUCUUGUUUUAUCCAUCAAAGGUGUCUUUGUGUCCCAUUUACGGUCAUUUUAACAUUUUUGUAAACGUUUUUUCUCCUUUGCUGGGGUCAUUUCUCUGCAUUAGUAAACUAGCCACAUUGAAGUGUCGCUAAUUUUGUCCAUAAUGCUGGCAGAAACUGUUGAAGGACUCCCUGAAAAAAUAACAGUUGAACCAACCACACCCACAUAUCAGGAUUGGUCUUGUGCUACUUAACCCAGUGUGCCACGCAGUAAAAUUACCCUCUGUAAACCAUCUCUGAUUUGUGUGCAUUUGUGGGGAGUCAGGUUGGCGUCGUGAUUCUUACCUCACCUUCCACCUCUGGGGGUGUGGGUUCGAAUCCAGCUCGGCCCGUAUGCGGAUUGGGUUGUCAGUCCCUACCUCAGUCAGUGGGUUUUCCUCCAACCUCUAGAACGGAACAUCUCUUCGAUGUCUUCUUCCCUCGUCAUCCCGCUGUAAUUGGCCCUAAAUGCGCUGUUGGGUGAUCGGAUAUAAAUUCAGUCUUUAUCCCCUGCUGUGUUAGGGCUGGUUCCCAAGCAUUAAAAAGCUGCAAUGGUGAGAUUUUCGUAAGGGACGCCGGCUAUUCUGGCACAAGAAAUAUAAAAGUGGGAACACAGCACAUGUAGAUAUUUAUUCUGAAGUUAUUUGUUAAAAGACUAAAGUAUUUUAUAAACGGUCUUUCCAUGGAAAGAAAUACCAGCCAAGAGAAAAGAAAAUACAAGUGUUUGUUGGAAUGUG